AUACUUCUACUUCUAUCUUUCUUCUCUGUUUUCUCUCUCUCUCUCUCUCUAUAUAUAUAUAUAUGCACAUAGAGAGAGAUACUGCUAAGAUAAUAUUCAGGGGAGAAAUUAUAUUUAAAAAUGGCAAUUGGGCAGUUUAAAGAUGUUGAAAAUGGUGAAAUAAUUAACACACUUGAGGAUCUGGAGCAGCCAUUUAUUACUAGCAGCAAGCAAGAAAAAGUUGCAGGUCGUGAAAAGGGAGACGAUCCUGAUUAUAGUCUUCGCCAUGGUGGAUCCAUUGGGAUGGUCUUGCUCAGCACAUUCGUUGCUGUUUGUGGCUCCUUUGAGUUUGGCUCUUGUGUGGGUUAUUCAGCACCGGUUCAGUCUUCAAUCAGAGAAGAUCUUAAUUUCUCUCUAGCUCAGUUCUCUUUAUUUGGCUCUAUAUUAACCAUUGGUGCAAUGAUUGGUGCUGUCUCUAGUGGCCGGAUUUCUGACUUCCUUGGUAGAAAAGGGGCAAUGAGAUUAUCUUCUGGCUUCUGUAUUGCUGGGUGGCUGGCUAUAUACUUUUCUACGGAGGCUCUCUACCUUGACAUGGGAAGGUUCUUUACAGGAUUUGGAAUUGGAAUUUUCUCUUACGUUGUCCCAAUCUUUAUCGCGGAAAUAGCACCAAAAAAUCUCCGCGGAGGAUUAACGACAUUGAAUCAGCUCAUGAUUGUUAUCGGUUCUUCGGUUUCAUUCUUAAUAGGAACUGUGAUAACAUGGAGAUCACUCGCUCUUACCGGGCUUAUUCCAUGCAUUUUCCUGCUUGUUGGCCUCUUCUUCAUCCCUGAGUCUCCUAGAUGGCUGGCAAAGGUUGGUUGCGAAAAAGACUUUCUUGUCGCCCUGCAGAAAUUACGUGGAAAGGAUGCAGAUAUCACCAUUGAAGCUGCCGAAAUCAAUGAGUACAUUGGAACUCUUAAGACUCUUCCAAAAGCAAAUAUUCUUGAAUUGUUCGAGAGCAAAUACAUUCGAUCAGUCAUUAUCGGUGUGGGAUUGAUGGUGUUCCAACAAUUUGUCGGAAUUAAUGGGAUAGGAUUCUACGCUAGCGAAACAUUUGUAGCAGCUGGACUUUCUUCGGGAAAAAUUGGAACCAUAGCUUAUGCUUGCAUUCAGGUUCCGAUAACUGUCAUUGGAGCGAUGUUAAUAGAUAAAUCUGGAAGAAGACCACUUAUAAUGGUUUCGGCUACUGGCACAUUUCUUGGCUGCUUCCUUGCAGGCACUUCCUUCUUUCUCAAGGGCCAUAGUAUGUUGCUUGAGUGGACGCCAAUUUUAGCUGUUGGUGGAGUGCUGAUAUUCAUAUCAUCGUUCUCGAUUGGAAUGGGCGCGGUUCCUUGGUUGAUCAUGUCCGAGAUCUUUCCCAUAAAUGUGAAGGGAGUUGCAGGGAGCUUGGUGGUGCUGGUGAAUUGGGUGGGUGCUUGGUUAGUUUCCUAUGCUUUUAAUUUCCUCAUGAGCUGGAGCUCUUCAGGCACAUUUUAUAUCUUCUCUGCAUUUUCAGUAAUGACUGUGCUGUUUGUAGCAAAGCUAGUCCCAGAAACUAAAGGAAAAACACUAGAAGAAAUUCAGGCAUCCAUCAACUCAUCAUAGAACAAUUAUUUAUAUAUAUAUAUAUAUCAUAUUAGGAAAAAAAUCUAUCAUUGAUGGCUCGAGGAUCUUCGACAAUCUGCAAAUCGUGUAGCAUUAUUACGUUCUUCAUCAAAAUUCAUCGGAGGUUACUUCUAGUAGAGAACAUUUAAAAGUGAGAGCAGCGGAGAAUAGCAGUGGCAUCGAGUAUUUCUUAUGUUUUAUUUGGAAAAUUUAAUUAGGAAAACAAGUAGACACAUUAUUUUCUCAUUCCUCCUACUUUUUUGGUUAUGUAAUUUCAAGCUUUGCUUGUAGCUAGUUAUUUAAUAAUACAUUAUGCAUGAUUCUCAGCUGCA
Molecule: messenger RNA, 1934 nt
Organism: Carica papaya (papaya)
Lineage: Eukaryota; Viridiplantae; Streptophyta; Magnoliopsida; Brassicales; Caricaceae
Product: Major facilitator superfamily protein
Biological process (GO): transmembrane transport; carbohydrate transport
Cellular component (GO): membrane
Molecular function (GO): sugar transmembrane transporter activity
Source: RefSeq, a predicted model, not a curated record